Paramuricea clavata is the source of this 40474-nucleotide messenger RNA. Lineage: Eukaryota; Metazoa; Cnidaria; Anthozoa; Malacalcyonacea; Plexauridae. The record is from the annotation of a GenBank genome assembly.
AGAAGAACUAUGUCGACAGUUCUCGAGUUAAUCAAAUCGUACCGAUAUCAAAUGUGAAACUAAUCGAUUCUGGUGAUUUGAAAAUAUAUGGGUGUCCUGUUGAACAGAACUUGGUCAUUGUGGCAAAACAAAGCAGAAUUAAGUUUCGGAAAGAAGAUGUUAUAUCAAGCACACAAGCUGAAGGGAUAUUUCACAAAAUCCAAGACAUUGCGAGUACAGGUAAUGGUUCAGUUAAUCACAGAAAUAUCUAUCGACAAGGUAUUACGCCCGACAACGUAUCACGUACGGUUGGUAUAAUAGCGGUAUAAUUGUUUCUUUCAUUUUGUUUGCGUGCAAACAAACACUUUCCGCAAUAAAAAAUAAUAGGGUUACUGAAUCUACUUCCUUCUAUAGAUUUGGUUGUCAUUAUAUUGAUGAUGGAAGCGCAGAAAUUUUAGUCGUAAAUUAUUUCCACAAAUUCAAUCUGUCCUGAAUUGUUAGAAACAGAUUCAAAGUAUAUUACUGAACAUAUCUGGGUACUAAUGCGCAGAUUUAUGUUCCGAUUCUUCUCCAUAUAUUAAAUUUAUUUAAGGAACUUCCUUUUCCUGUUUUUAAAGUGCUAAUUUUCUCAUUCCUUGCGAAUGACGUUUAUUCAGAAUAUGCCGAUUUUCUAUCGAAUCUGAUUUCGCCGAAAGGAGUUCGUGGAUACAAUGUACUACACAGAUUUGUCAUGAAAUUGAAUCCAGCCUUUUAUAGAUUUCUGUCCAACAUUUUUAAAGAUCACCUCGCGGUAAAUAUAAUUUUAGAAGUAUAAGAUAACUACAGGGUGUAUAAAAAAAGGAGACCUUUAGAAAUCAAGCAUAUUGUUAAAAUUUGAAUGCCUUUUCAAUUGCAAUAUGCUGAACCGUAGUGCGUGAAAUAUUGAUGGGGCGCAUAUAUUAGAAAAAGGAGACCUUUAGAAAUUGAAAUAACGUUUAAACAAAAGAUUGUCUGCUCCUGGGAACAAUCUGCCAUGCAUACUAGUGUACGUAGAUCGCAUGUUACGCACUCGUGGCUUAGCAAAGUGCUCCAGGAUUCAAAUUAUAACAGUGGUUGAUUUCUAAAGGUCUCCUUUUUCUAAUAUAUGUAUUUUUUUUUAAUAUACGCACCACGGUUCAGCAUAUGUGCAAUUGAAAAGGCAUUCAAAUUUUAACAAUAUGCUUGAUUUCUAAAGGUCUCCUUUUUUGAUACACCCUGUACAGGGUGUAUAAAAAAAAACGCAACCUCGGAAUUUCCCAAGAAAUCGGCAUGGUUUUAAAGACAAAAGAUUUUAGGCGCCUGGGAAUUUAAAAUGUCAAAAUUAUUGCACAGGCGAGUGCAUAAAGCAAAAUUUAUGCAUUUAUUUAAUGCACAACAACAGUAAUAAGAUCUAUUAGCAAUUCGAUUUCAAUUCCCAGGGGCUUAAAAUCUUUUAUGCUUAAGAAUUGCAAAGUGAUUUCUUAGGAAAUUCCGAGGUUGCGUUUUUUUUUCACCCUGUAGAACUGGAUCAAAAUUAGUUUAAUAUUCAAUUAUUCAUAACUUUCAAUUAUGAUUCCGCGCGUGAACUAGAAAAUACCGCAGGGCCGUAGGUUCAAUUCCUACCAGAGGACCUUGUGCUGCAUUUUUCGCAGUCGUUCCUGGUCAGGUCUUAAAAUGUAUGUAAUCACUUGGAUUACAAACCCCAACAUUCUAAUAAUAAUUCCACCAAGUGAAGUGCAAGAAAUCACAUCAUUCAAGUCCACCUUAUCACAACCCGCACACCCGAUUACUUAUAUAUACAUGAACUUACGGUUACAGCUCAACAGCUGGUCUCUGUAGCUCAGUUGGUUAGAGCGCUGCACCGGGAUCGCAGGGCCGUAGGUUCAAUUCCUACCAGAGGACCUUGUGCUGCAUUUUUCGCAGUCGUUCCUGGUUAGGUCUUAAAAUGUAUAUAAUCACUUGGAUUACAAACCCUAACAUUCUAAUAAUAAUUCCACCAAGUGAAGUGCAAGAAAUCACAUCAUUCAAGAAACCCUCGCCUUGCUGACAAAAUCAUUAGAGCCUUAUUAGGCUGCUAUGUAAAAUCCUAUUAAUCUAUCUAUCUAUAUCUAUCUACCUAUCUAUAUCUAUCUAUUUUCCGAACAUGAAGUCGUUAAAGUUGUAAAUAUUUUUAAAAUCGAAAAAUCCCCUAAAAAUAUCACUUUUAUAGUUACAAAGUUAUCAAUUUCCCAACCAUAUAUAUGUUAGGUAUGUUAUUAUUAACUUCUUAUUAACCGAGCGCGAGGGCUUUACAGAGAAAUAUCGGACCGAGAUCUUUUUUGUACAGACCGAGCCCGUAGAUCGCGCUCGGUCGGUACAAAAAAAUGAAAAAACCAAGGUCCGAUAUUUCUCUGUAAAGACCGAGCAAGGGAGGUUAAUAAAAAGUUUAUUAUAUGGCAUUUAUACUUCAGUGAAACAAACAUGAAAUGCAUGAUUUGAAAUACACAUUUGGUCGAAGAAAACAAAAAUUACCAAUGUAUUCCUUCUUUUCCACUAAAAACCAUUCGCAGAUAUCUUAUUAAUAACAAAUUAAAUUAUAAUUUUCAAAUUUUCAAUUAGCUUUUCUGUUUUGUUUCAAAACGCGUGCGUUUGUUUUUACGUAAUGGACCGCCGAUACGGGAAGAUAAUGGACCGCUGAAAGUGUUUCUCAGCCAAUCACAGUCCGCCAUUUCACCGGAAGUGAUGCUUGCCAUAUAAUAAACGUUAUUAUUAUAUGCAUAAUAUAAACUUCAAUUUAAUGUGAAAUUCAACCACAAACGCUUCGCAAAACGUUUUAAAAUGUUCUUAAAACUAAACUGCCUUUUAUCGAUAAACUUUGAGUAUGAAAUAAAAUUAUUUCAAAUUCUCGCAUGCGAAUAACUUUGGUUUCCUCUCUAUUUAAAAAAUUUAUAUAAUAAAAAAAUGUAAUCAAUAAAUAUACACUGAAAUUAUUUUAUAUACUGUCGUUCCUCAUUAUCCGCAUGGACAAUCAGUUUUUAAUGCUUUCCUCUUCCCGGGUGUAAAUAGCCGUGCGGAAUUACUGUACCCUCGUCCCGGGCUUACGCUCGGAACGGCGCUCCACGCUAUGGCUCGGGGAUAAAAUGUCGUAUCUAACCCGACAUUCAUGAGGCUGAAUACACCAGAUCCGAAAACCUAAGUAUAACAAAAUUGUAAGAGAACAGAGUUUUUAGCUUCUUGCUAUAAAACAACUUUCGUACAACUGGGGGCUGUUGUACGAAAACGGAUAGUGCUAUCCAUCGGAUAGUGAUUUCCAGUGGAUACGCGCUAUCCGGCCUUCAUACCACCGGUCGCUGGUAUACUGUUUUCUAAUUUUACGCGUACCACUUACCAAACAAUCCUUUUAAUGAAAUUUUACUUGGUUUUUUAAUUAUAUACUGAAUAAUUAUUAUAGAUCAGCAUAUACUUAUGAGUGCAACCCAGGCAAAGUUGGAAGAUGUAGUUUCCUACAGCGAUUUCAGUCAAGAGGUUCCACUUCGGAAAGUGUUAGUUCAAGACUUGCUUGAAAACCGUCCUGAUGAUAGUUUGGUGCAAGAUAUUCUCUCUGGAGAUGCAACAGUUAACGAAACUGAAGUGCAUGUUGUUUCAGGUGGUAAGUUUAACACUUUUAUAUAUAGUUCGCAUUUAUUAUUAUACUUAAAUAUUACGUAUUCCCGAAAUGUCGAAUAUCUUAUUGCCAAUUUGGUCAUUUAUAAGGAAACAAAAUAAUUUUGUUAAUAAUUUUCAAUUCACCAGUUUCGUUCGCAAAAUGUUUGAAAAAAUUCUGUCAUCUGUUUGUGAACUAAUAGUGUCUGUAUUCAAUUUCACAAUUGCAUGUGCAUGCAUGGAGUUGAACCGAUUCUAAUUUAUGAGCAAAAUAUUCAUAUACUAUGGCCAAAGAAGCCUGUUCCUGCGCAUGCAUGUGGUUUAGCAGUGCGAGAUAGAUAGGAAUUACCAUGUAUCAACUCUGCUUCAUCUGUUUAACAAACAUGCUUACUCUCUUUUGUUCCCGUUGUAAUAAAUUGACGCGAGUAGCUAAUAAAGGCCGGUCCUAGGACAAUCCGCAAUUGAGAACAUAAAUACCAAUUUUUGGCAGAACAAUUCCGGGCAAGUUUGGGCAUGCCCGGAAUGGGAUUCCUGGAAAACAGAAUUCCCAGAAUGAAAACCAUGACGUCACUUCCGGUUCCCAAUUCACCGCGCCACACUGGGGGACCCUCUGCCUACCGGUCACCCCCCCCCCCCACCGCUCGCGGAGCUGUGGUCAAUCCCACUCGCGUAGCCGCAGCCGGCCCUGUCCGCAAACCCACCACAUCCUCCGCAAGCUCACCGCACCCACCGCAUCCCACACGCUUGUUGGAGUCUUGCUGAAGGGCUUGACAGAAUCAAUAUAAAGGUAAGUGGUUAUGUAAAGAAAACAGCCAUGUCAAUUUCAAUAACCAAGGUAGAGGGAUUCUCCGGAAAAUUUUUUGAUUUUGAGGAACCUGUUGGAAACAGAUUUGGGUCCGAGAGUAUUGGGCUUGUGGCGGGGGACGGCGGACCCCUCUUGCUCUUACUAAAGGACUGCUUAGCUUAUGGGAUCAAUAUGGACAAGAAGUUUGGGAAGGAGUACUUUACCAUCCCAUUGGCGGUUGGAAACCAUAAGGAUUUCAUAUCAGCCCUGGAAGUAUUGGAGAGAAGAUGUGCUGAAGAGACCGGAAUAUCCGGGGCAAACGUCAUAAGGUGUUUCUAUCGAGGUGGGAAGCAACCUGUCUUGUAUGCAAAGAUCGAUGAAACCACAGCGAUGUAUAAGGAUGGGGGAGGGGAUAUAGAUCCCAUGAAACCCACCAGCAAGCAUUUUUAUCUGGAUGCUUUGGUUAGGUUCCCAAGCAUAUAUGUGUCUGGGGAUAUGGUAUCCAUACAGGUACUACUUCAGGAGGGGGUAUACUUGAGGGAAAGGAAGGCGGAACCCUGGAAGAGGCUUUUGCAUCCACCUACGGAUAAAUAAAGGAGUACUUGGAUUCAUUUAAAUUUUAAUGUUCCUUCGGAUAUUAAAAUUGGUCUGUUAGGAUUCCUAUUACCUUAGGUUCUUAUGUCCUAUUGCCGUGGUGUGUAUUCCGUCUUCGUUGACUAUCCUUGUGUCAUUGCUUGCCGAUAGGGCUACUUUGACGACCCUUUCCGUGUAUAUUUCAUGCAGUCUGCUUCUAAAGAUAUUCAUUCCUCUCCAUUGUUUCUUGCCAAGCUUUGAGUUUGGCACUGCAGUCGCAGCGCCAAUUUGUUACAAAUUCUGCAUGCAAGCUUUGAGUUUGGCACUGCAGUCGCAGCGCCAAAUUGUUACAAAUUCUGCAUGCAAGCUUUGAGUUUGGCACUGCAGUCGCAGCGACAAGAUCAACGCAUAUAAAACAAGCAUUUUUUGUAGAAUUUAGUAACACGAAAUUUUUUCUGGAAAAAAACUGGUUAAAUAUAUCUAAAUAGCAUUAUGAAAUGCUUUUUUUAAAUUUGUGGACAAUAUUUGAAACAAAGGUAAAAUUUCGCAGGAUUUUCUCUAAAUAGAAUAUUUCACUUAGCUUUAGAACGUGUUAAUAUCUUACUUGUCGUUGAAAGUUUGCGUGGCGAAGGACCCACUGAACUUCGUAAUCUUCUUAAAUUUGCACGUGAUUCACACCAUGUAAACAUGCACUCGAGUCGCUAGUACCGAUUUAAGAAUUCCAAAAGUUGGCGCGGAGUUUGCAAAGACAAAACUGUCCCACAGUGUAGUUUUGCUCUUCAACUGCUUGCCAACUGAGCUUAAUUUAAAGACCAUGUAAAGUCCAUUUUGCGCAUACGUUCUGCGCAGGCUUACAUUCCAAUGGUCGGGACCCGACCGUUGGAAUGUUAUUAAUAUUUCGUGUCGAUCUUUUGAACUUUCUUGAAUUGAAUCUCUAGUCUGUAUUCAUUUACAAGCAUAGCAAACCAGAAGAGUGUUAAAAAUUCAGUAUAAUAUAUAUCUAAUCACAUUUUACAACUGUAGCACUGAGUUCAAAAUGUAAACAAAGCGUUUGUUUACAUUACGGACUUUACAUGGUCUUUAAACUAUGUAAUAACUAUUCUUUUAAUAUAUAUUCAUUUUUAGUGUGAAGUUUCUUCGAAACUUCACAGUAUUGUGAUGACUGGGAGGAAAUUCAAACUUAUCAGUCAGUCAGUCAGUCAGUCAGUCAGUCAGUCAGUCAGUCAUACAGUAAACUUUCCGGGGGGUGUAUACGAUUUAUGUUCGUAGUGAUUUAUUGUGCUUUGUCAGUACUUUGAAGGUUAUUUAAGCAAUUUCAGUUAACUUAUUUACAUAUUCUGUUAUCCUUUUGCCAAGUUCACAAAAAUUUUGUAGAAUCGCUUUUGUUAUUGUAUUUUUUUGUAAAUUUUAGAACAUUCGCUUCUCAUGUUGUGUAAAGGAUCUUUACCCCGGAACACCCGAUUUUUUUUAGUAGCGCAAAUGCGCAUGCGCUAUCAAGCCGUAGAUCACGAUGGCGUGACGAUAUGCUAGGAAGGAGCGACAGUGUUGUUUUCAGAUGUAUAAACAUUUCAGACGUGCAUAUUGAGUAAAUUUUUGAAAAUCUACGCAAUAUAUAAAUUGAUCUUAUGCAUUACGGGCGUUCAAUUAAGUGUCGAUAAUAUUUAGACGGUAUAUUCAUUAUACAGAGCUAGGAAGGAGCUAGACCGCCUAGACAGUGCAGUCAACACUCAAGUGUAUAAACAUUUCAGACGUAUUAAAUAUCGAGUCGAAAAUCUUUGAGAUUCUAGGCAUUCAAUUGAGUGCUGAUAUUAUUUUCACGGUAUACUCAUUAUACGGAGGUACAGUACGUACGAAGAAGCGAGACAGUGUUGUUUUCAAGUAUAUAAAGAUUUCAGACAUGAAUAUUGAGAAAAUCUUUGAGAUUCUACGCAAUAAUAUAAUAUAUAAAUUGAUGUUAUAAUUACCGGCAUUCAAUUAAGUGCCAAUCGAUAUUAUUUAGACCGUGUAUUCAUUAUACAUUGUUAUUGACUGUAAAAGGUGCUACAUCACAGAACUCAGUACAAAGAGCGAAAAAUUGCAUCAGAUCAAUAAAGCGUAAACAACUAUUAAACAGAAGCGGGUGUUUGUACAGGCGUUUACGAAGAAAAUAUUGCGAGACGAAAGAAAUCAGUUCAGUCAGAGCUCCUUAUUUAAAUAAGAAAGACGAGGAGAUAGCCAAUGUGUUAUCGCCAACGUGUUAUCGCCAAUCGCUUGGCUCGCCAACAAGAUUUAUGCAAUGGAAGAAAAAAGCAAGGAGGUACAUGUAGCCAACAUGUACUGUCACGGACCUUGUUUACUGUCUAGCACAACGCCGUUGUCAACGGUGCAAACUCGUGUUCAGUGCAACGAUAACUCUACCAGAUUUUACGAGAAUCAAUCUGUAGUAUUCUGUAUACAGAACUGUAUCAAAGCUUGUCAAAACUGCUUUAAACACUGCAGCUAUAACUGUGAAACUAUUGAAAUCUAAAGUGACAUUAUUCAACACAUGCGAAAAGCUGAAAAUAGACACAACGUGACCUUCGAAAAGUCAAAGGUCAAUUAGACUUGUUAUUGUCAAACAUGUCACAAUUAGGUUAAAAUGCGGAAGCGGAUGGAGCGGAUCCACGGAACGGAUAUGCGGAUAAAAUAUGGAACGGAUGAAGAUAAAGUGCUUCCUUUCAAUGAUAUAACGACGUAGUGCUUAUUAUUCAUAACAUAUUGUAUACAGCUAUUUCAAUUAUAGUUUUAGAUAAGUUUAGCAUAGCAGUAGCCUCGUGGGGAUUCUUUUAGCGACAGCUGCAAAUACAAAUGCAAAUGAAAAUUUAGAAUAUGCAAAAUUUGGUUGUUGGUGAAACAAUUGAAUUUUAGCAUGCGUGUAGCAUCACAAUAAAUAGAUAAAUUGUGUCAGUUUCACAAGGCACGUUUCUGAUGUGUCGGGCUUGUUUCAAACGUCAUGCGCCGAGCGCAUGAGAUGAAAUGCCUUUGGUAAUUGUUUAUUUCGUAGUGUAAGCGAUCAGCUUUUCUAGGUUGCCGGCGAACCUAUAUAGUUCUUGCAGUGUCUUUUUCAAUUUGAAACUUCACACUAUCCUUGGAUCCCUAGUUUAGAUAUAUAAUGUUAUUCAUUUUUUCAAAUGUAAAAAUGCCUGCAUAUAUAAUAAAAAAUUACUGACAGUCUGACAGUUCAGGCUGUACAGCCGCUGUUCGGGCUGUAUACGGGAAAAUAUCAAACCUUACGGUCUUGCGUUAUUCAGCACGGCUUUGGUUUGAUAUUUUCCUAUACAGCACGCACUCUCGGUCAGUACAAGUUGUUAUUAAACUAAAUAAUAUAACUAUAUAGCGGUAACUCCUUAUAACUGGCAUUUUUGCGAUUUAAAAUUAAUGUAGCUAGUACAUGUUUAGAUAUUGCCUUUAAAGUAUAGUUAAAUUAUAUUUUGCUAUUUUAGGAUCAGAUAUUUACGUAUAUAAAUGUCUUGGACACACAUAUGUAAGUGAUGAAGGGGAAGAAGUCACUACGCUGUUUGUGGUCAUUCCUAUCACUUCAGUAAAUGGUAGCUUGAAGGUUGGAAAUGUUCUUGUUGGAAAUAGCAGCCACGGCUUUCUAGAGACAGUUAAUGAAAUAGUUCAAGAAGACGAAGCCAAGUUUGUUUAUACUGAACUGGCAGCUUGUUUCCGUAAUUUUUCAAAUGCAAAAAAGUAGGUAUAAUUUUAAUUGCCCUCAGCUCUACUGAAUUUUUAAAUACAUGUUCAGCACUUUUAAAGAUAUAAGAAUCAAGAGAGGCCAGUGGACGUCGCUAACCUUAAAUAUAUAGUGAUUUAAUUAAUUUCUUUGAAAUAAUUUUAUUUAUACUUGUAGAUACAAAACUUUAAAUGAGACAACAAGUUCAUGUUUGGGGGGAGAUAAUCUUCUUGGUUUGAAAAUCACAGAAAAAGAUGCUAACGUUACAACCGGAGAUACAAUUGUUGGAAGAGAAAGUGGUUCGUUUUUGGGAAAAGUGAGUAACAAGAUCCUUUUUAGAAGUCAGUUUGAUUAAAAGUUUACAAGAUAAAUUAACAUAACUGAUUAAUCCCAUCCAUGCAGAAGUGCGUACAGUGCGUAUACAGUGGCGUAACGGAGGAAAAGGGGGCCCUUAUAGGCAUAUUUGGUGUGGGGACCCCUGUUGACCAUAUUAUAUUUAUAUUGAAUAUUUAUAUAGAAUGUUCUGGAAAAUUCCAUGUCUAUAACAAUAACAGUUUCCAACACAUGCAUGUAACAACUAAUAAGGCCAAAAUAUCCCGGUUUAUCAUCAGCGCCCGCAUUCAUUUUUCGUGCCGAAUGGAUUUUUUAAUUUUUUAUUUUUUAAAAAACUCACUAUUCCCGGCAACCUCGUUCUUCCGGCGGACCGUGCGAGGAACCCACGCCAGAUUUUCAUCAAAGCUGAAUUUAAAACAUUUUAAAGGAGAUCCAAUCAAAUUUCAAGCAUUCUGGGAUUCAUUUGAAACCACAAUUCAUAAUGAUGAGGAUGUAUCGGAUGUGAGUAAAAUUAGUUAUUUGGUUAGUUUACUGGAGGGACCAGCUUAUUCGGCUGUAGCUGGCCUUUCGCUUACAAGUGCAACGAUGGUCGGCAUUUUGAAAACACGAGUUCAUAUUGACAACGCGUGUGUGAUAUUGCACUUGGGCCUUGGCAAUUGUGAUAUUAAUGAAAAGUGUAAUAUAGCAUUGAAAAUAUAAUAUUUUCACGUUAAUCUGUACCAUUAACAACUGUGCUGCGUGUUUGAGUAUAUCUUUUCCGUGCACCUACUAAAUGUGAUUCAGUAAAAAAAAAUAUUAAAAACUCCGCCCGCCUGCACGGUUUUUUUCUGCUGCCACUGAUGAUAAACCGGGAUAUAUUUUUUUACAUGGUCUUAAGCCCCGUUUACACGCUCGAUUUUUGGUACCGUACCACUUUUUUGGUUCUUGGACUACCUAAAUAGGUAGUCCAGGAAAAAGUUACGGGUACCGUAGUGUAAACCGGGCUUAAGAAUAACUUUUGUUUUAUUUGAGAUGGAAUAAAAAAAUCAGCUACCGUUGUCGAUGGAGACUUUAUUAUUUAGCAUUAUUAAUUUUUCAUUUUCCCAUUGAUUCUUAACCUGCAUUUUUUACGUUUUCUAAUUUUCUGGGCGAUAGGCCGUGGCUGAUGGGGGCCCCUAACAGUCGGGGGUUCUUAGUUUUUGAACUAACCCUACCUAAUGAGCGUUAAUGCCACUGUGCGUAUAUCUUUUAAUAUGUGAUGCACUAACUAAAGUUAAUAUAUAUGCAUGAUAAGUAAAACAUAAACCCACGGAAGUUCUCGUUAUGAUUAUUUGGCCUAAUUAAAUUUAUGCUUCUGCAGGCGAGGCGUAAAUUAAAACAUUUAGUGUUUAUGUAGCUAUUUUCUUUUUGAAACUCAUUAAUUAAGAUGGGUUUUCAAAAUUAAAAUUUAAAGGAAUUUCAACUUAAUAUUACUCUAUUCGAUAUGAAUUUUGAUUUGAUUUGGAAAGUUUAUACAAAUUCCGUAAGUUUAAAUUUUAUAAAUAAUUGCAAUUUCCAAAUGAAGAUGCGUGUUUCUUAAUUCCAGGUUAUUAGUUUUUAUGCGGAAAAUGGCAAAUAUUAUGCGGAGUUGGUUCCAAUUAUUUCAGUAAAAGACGGAAAGGUCAGACAGCAAUUCAAUGUCAGCGAUACUGCUGCUCGGCGGCGAAAACGUGCGGACUUGAGCUUGACCGCGACUGCAAACUUUGGAAUGGAAAGAGAUGUACAGGUAGGUUCGUGAAUUAAACAUCAGAAAUUAUUCAGUUUGUGAAUUUCUUUCCCAAUGCGUAUAAACAACAAAAUUCACUAUUAUAUAUAUAAUUGUAACUAUUAUAGAUGAUCAAACGCGGAUAGAAAUAGUAUUUCCUCGGAAGGUACUUACCUGAAGGAGAGAUAUGGUUCUCCGAACUCUUUCGAAGACUGAUACGAGCAACACCGCGGAAAAACGCAUGUUUGGGGCACAAAAAAGAUGGCGAGGGAUUUAAAUGCCAAAUUGUAAACAAAAACACGACUUCGAAAUUUUUUGCAAAAUUAUUCAAAACAAAAAUUCAAACUCAAAAGUUAAGAAAACUCUCGAAAAGUUAAGCUUCUUAACCCACUCAAAUUGUAGAAUAAAUCCUAAAGUUUAAUUAUUGUGAACACGAAAAUUUUUUAUAUUUGGCGACACAGUUUUUUUUAAAGAAAUGUAUCUCAAACGAAAAUUCGGAAAUUGUCGUUGCUUAGUUGAUAAACAAAAUGUUUCAGACGAUAAAUUUGUCAACAAUCACCUUUAGUUCAUUGUCUUGUACAAUACAAUUUCUUGAACCUUCUGGAUAUAUUUAUUCCUAGUUUUUAGAAUGACAUGUUUAUUUUUUGCGCUCGAAAUCUGGCUGUAAAGACACACAAUGAAGUCACUCCUUUUUACCGCCAUUUUGAGCCUUCGGAAACGUUUGGAACAGCUUCUCAUUAAGUUCGCAAUACUAUUACAGGUAAGGUUGACGCAUGCGCAGACGUUUUUCCGCGGUGUUCUUGACAUCACGUUCGCAAUACAUAUUUCAGUAAUGUUGACGCAUGCGCAGACGUUUUUCCGCGGUGUUGAUACGAGCAAUACUGGUUUUAAUCCAUUUAUACGCAUGCAUACUGACAUCCUCUGAUUGAGAAGCAAGCUGAAUAUUGAUUAACAGACUAGGGUGGGGUGGUGUUGGUAUCUACCACCAUUGGUACGGGGAACAGUAUUGCUCGUAUCAGUCUUCGAAGGAGUUUGGAGAACCAUAUCUCCCCUUCAGGUAAGUACCUUCCGAGGAAAUACUAUUUCUCCUUCACUCAUUCUCCGACUGAUACUCACAAUACUGGUGCAGAUUUCAAAGACAACUGUUAAUCAAUGUAUAUAUAAAAUUUUAAUCCGAAAUGAACACAAAACAAUUGAUAUCAACAUCACAUUUCCAAAAGUCGUUGACUAAUGUAUCUUGGAAUGAAAACAUGCAGUGAUGUCAUUUUUGUACCGCAUACGAGCUGUUCGAUUAACAUACUGUUUCAGACUCUCAAUAACACAAAUCUUUUGGUUUUCUGGUAAGGAUGGAAGAUUAAUCUUUCUUGCUGGGUGAUUCGGCCGAGAAUUCUUUAGAUGUUUAUAGGUAUUACAAACUCCCAACCGUUCUCCUUUUGAGAUACAUAAUCCAAGUGCCAUGCUGCGAGUUCGUGAGCCCUGGAUGAAGAUGUAAAAGCCAACAGGAUAGUCGUUUUAAGAGUCAACUCUUUAAGUGAGAGGUUCUCGUUUGGUUCCAUAUUCUUCAAAUGCUCUAAUAAUGUCCCAACUGACCAGCUUACGCAUAUAUCUUGGGUGUUGGUGGACGAACUUCAAAGACACCUUUCAUUAAACGGGAUAAGAGCGGAAGAGUUCCCAGUGGUUGUCCAUCUAUUGGAUCAUGUAGUUGAAAUAUGCAUGAUUUGUAAACACCGACAGUUCGGUAUGAAAGCUUUCGAGUAUGAAACUGUUCAGUCAAAAACUGUAAAACCUCUGCUACAGUGACUGAAAAGGGACAUUGAUUCCGUGAGACACACCAGCUAGUCCAAAGUCUCCAAGGACCUUCAUAUCUCUUGUUCGUUCCUUCUCUCCAGGAGGCCAUAAGGAUGUCACAAACUUGCGGUGGAAGACCUCCUGCUCGACAACGUUCCCUGAAAGUGGCCCGAGUACCGCCAGCUUUCGGGUAUAUCAUAUAGGUCAGGGAAAUAAGAUAACCGAUAAGAAAGACAUAGUUGACGAGUUCACCAAGUUUUUUACGUUCAUAUAGGUCCUAAUUAGGCUAAUAAUAUCACUGAUAGUGACAUUAGUCCACAUCCUCUGUCAUACAUGAAUCAUUCUACAAAUGCUUUUUCCUUUGAAAAUAUAUCAAUUCAUGAUAUAAAAAGAGAAAUUAAAAAUUUGGAAAUUGGAAAAUCGACUGCAUGGUCUAGACAAAAUUUCAACUAAGCUAGUGAAACAGGCUGAUGAGACAAUAUUUGAAUCACUUGUAUAUAUAUUUGCUAAAACUGUCUGUACCAGUGUGGGUUGUACCAAUGUGAAAAUGCUGUGCUGAGUGGUUAUAUUACUACCUUAAAAAAUAAGCAGAAACUCGACGUUUCGAGCGAAGGCCCUUCGUCAAGAGUUAGUAGCAGGGAUCGGGGAAAAUGCACGGGCUUUUAUACUAAGAGUAUGAAAGCAUCACGUGACAAAAAAUAAACCAAUUAGAUGGAUUUAAUCAUAACAAAGUGUAAACAAAAUAUGUAAAUCGCAUUACAGAAUAUAAUAUAAUAAAAAUAUGUAUAUAUAUAUAAAAAUAAUAUAAAAAUAAACAGGAAGCUAAGACAAUUACUACAAAUAAUAAAAAAUCAAAAAUCAAAACAAAAGUGGGAAUAAAGUAAAAGUAAUAAAUAGAUAAAUGUUGUCAAUGUCUGCUAUAGCUCUUGUCAUGUCGUUGUCUGUCUAUAGCAGACAUUGACAACAUUUAUCUAUUUGUUACUUUUACCUUAUUCCCACUUUUGUUUUGAUUUUUGAUUUUUUAUUAUUUGUAGUAAUUGUCUUAGCUUCCUGUUUAUUUUUAUAUAUAUUUUUUAUUAUAUUUUGUUCUGUAAUGCGAUUACAUAUUUUGUUUACACUUUGUUAUGAUUAAAUCCAUCUAAUUGGUUUAUUUUUUGUCACGUGGUGCUUUCAUACUCUUAGUAUAAAAGCCCGAGCAUUUUCCCCGAUCCCUGCUUCUAACUCUUGACGAAGGGCCUUCGCUCGAAACGUCGAGUUUCUGCUUAUUUUUUAAGAUAGUAAUAUAACCACUUAGCACAGCAUUUUUUUAUAUAUAUUUAACCUGUCACUUGAAAUAGGAAUAUUUCCUGAUGAUUGGAAACUUGCAAAGGUAACUCCAAUAUAUAAAACUGAUAACAAAAUGCUUUGUGGAAACUAUAGACCAAUAUCAGUCAUUUCCAGCAUCGCAAAAAUAUUUGAAAAACUGGUCAGCAAACAACUAAAUACCUUUCUAGACCACAAUGAUAUAAUUGUUAACAACCAAUCAGGUUUUCGUCGUUAUGACUCCACAGAAACCUCACUACUUCAAUCUACAGAAAUGUGGCUAAAGUCAAUGGACCAAAGUUUAAUUAAUGGGGUUAUAUUUUUAGACCUUAAAAAGGCGUUCGAUACAAUUGACCACCAGAUCCUAUUAACAAAACUUGAAGCUUAUGGAGUGCGUGGUACUGCACUUAAAUGGUUUCAGUCGUAUUUGGAUCAAAGAAAGCAAAUAUGCGUUCUAAAUAAUUGUAGGUCAAAUAUUCAAGCAAUUCAUUGUGGGGUACCCCAAGGAUCUAACCUUGGUCCAAAGGUCGUAGGUUCGAUUCCCACUGUGGCCAGGCAUAUUUUUCAAGCGUGCCCGGUGUGGAUAUGCACUCAGAGUAACAUCACACAAGCAUCUUAUUCACCUGAGUACAUUACACCAACACAGCAAAUACCAUGCAAAUCUAUUUGCAGAUGACACAACUCUAUCAUGUCAAGGAAAUUCAUUUACUUUCAAGUAAACUCAACAAUGAUCGAAAAAAUUAACAAUAAACGUUAAAAAAACUAAAUAUUUGAUUAUUGAAAACUUGAAGUCACAUGCCAAAUAUCACAAUUAACGGACACCAAAUCGACCGUGUCUAUAAAAAAAGAGGUUCUAGGUAUUACUAUUGACGACAAACUUAACUGGAGUAAACAAAAUGAAGAACAAUAUAAAAAGAUCUCAAGUAAUAUUAAUCUAUUAAGAAAUGCCAAAGAUUUCGUAGACUUAGACAAACAUAAAAUAAUGUAAAAUGCAUUAGUGAUGCCUCAUUUCAUCUGUUGUUCAACUGUGUGGCAAAAUAAUAAUCAAGCACACCUAGAUUAACUUUACAAGCUACAAAAACGAGCUGCUAGGAUUAUAACGAAUUCAUAUUAUACAGUAGUACAAGGUCCUCGCUAAUAUUUCAAAACCUUGGUUGGAAACCUCUUGAAUUAAUCCUAAAAAAGCGAGAUCUUUUCAUAACAUUUAAAGCGCUAAAAGGAAUGCUUCCAAACUAUAUAUCACAAUUAUUUCAUACUUGUGAAAAUAGCGACUACGAUCUGCGCAGCAAUAACUUUAAAUUGUCCCAAAGGAAACCAAAAACAAAUUUUUUAAAGAAUAGCUUUUCCUAUAGAGGAGCAGCGGCUUGGAAUAACAUCCCAAUAAAUAGUCUAAAUAUUCUAAAAGAAACAACUAGUCUAACAGCCUUCCAUAAUAUAAUAGAUGGUUGUUUCAAUUCCUUACAAUAAUUUACAGUACCUUCAUAAAAUAUGUCUGUUUAUUAACAUAAUUGUUUCAUUAUAUAUAUUUGUAAAUACAUUAAUUAAUUAAUUUAUUAAUUAAUUAAUUAAUUAAUUGUUUUUAGUAAUGCAAUUGUCCACACGGCCCUUUGAAAAUCACUCUUUGUGAAAGGCUACCGUGUUUUUAAAUAAGAUUAAUAAUAAUAAUAAUUUCUUCUCCACAGAGGGUGUUGCGCUUCCCGGUCGAAAGGUAGAUAUAGACUUGUAUCCGUCAUUGGGAGAAGGGACGGGAUGUUGACCAACAUCUCAAAUAGUAGCGGAUACCAGGUCUGGCCCGGCCAGUUCGGGGCAAUGAGUAGACAGGUUGCCUGAUCUUUUCGUAUCUUCUUCAGAAUGCGAGGCAGCAUUAUAACCGGCGCAAAAAUGAACGAUGUCCAUCUGUUCCAAUGCAAUGUCAUUGCAUCGACCUCCAUUGUGUCGGGGAACAUACUGAGUGUCGGGGAACAUAGGGGGGUAGUUGAUGAUUGAGCCGAGAUGCAAACAAGUCGAUAUAUGGAGUCUAAUACUCAAUAUGCGUGUGAAGAUCGCCUUGUCUAGAGUCCACUCCGUGCGUUCGUUGAAGUGACGAGAAGCCCAGUCCGCGUCGAUCUUCUGUACUCCCGAAAGGUGUUGUGCUGUUAUCCAUAUUCCUUUCUGUUGACAAACGUUCCAAAGUCGAAGACCUUGUUCCCCCUCUCUUGUUGACCUAUGCAACUGCUGUAAAGUUGUCCGUCUGCAAACCAAUAUGUUGUGGCAUUUUUACCUGUGUCGUCAGAAACGACUGGAUGGCCAGAAGGGCUGCUUUCAUUUCGAGAAUUUUGAUGUGUUGUCUGGAUUCUUGGAUGUUCCAUCGUCCCUCCUGUCAUGACUCCGUUGCACUGUGCUCCAUUCUUGAUUGGACGCGUCGUCGGUGUAUCUGCGUCGAAAUCCACCAUUGGAGGUCGGUUAGUGAUUCUCUUGUCAGAUAGACUUUUGCCUUGUUCAAGAGACGUUUGCUCUGGUGAAUGCUGUUGAUAUGUUGCCUCUGUAGAGCACGAUAAUGCAAGGAUCCCUGGGCUAGACCCACUUGGGAGCAAUGGUUCAUUCUGCCUAAUAAAGCCGAGAGUUCUUUCAGGGUCAGCCAGCGAUUCUGGUUUGCAUUCUUGCACUCUAUUUGGAGCUUUAGGAGUUUGUCGUUGGGUACAGCUUGUGUCAUCUCCCUCGAGUUGAUCAAGGAUCCCAGGAACUCUAGACACUGGGACCCAUGGGGCUUGAGAGCAUUUUUCUUGUUUAAUGAGAAAUCCCAGAUGUUGUAGUAGAUUGACAACACUCCGAAAAAUUGACGACAGUCUUUCUGGGCUUUGGUCCAGAAUAAGCUUAUCGUCCAGAUAUAUUAAAAUCCGUAUUCCUUGUAUUCGUAGCAAUACCAUGAUCGGUUUCAAUAGUUUUGUAAAUGUAUUGGUCGCACUGGAUAGCCCGAAUGGUAGGCAUUGGAACUCGUAUGUUAUUCGUUGGAAAGCAAACCUCAGAUAUUUUUGUGACUGUUGUGCAUCGGUACGAAAAAAUAGGCGUUUUGGAGAUCUAACUUCAUCAUGAAGGCUCCUGGUUGGAUCAGUUUGCGUACUGCUUCCAGACCUUCCAUCUUGAAUUUCUGAGAUUGGACAAAGCGAUUGAGAUUCUUUAAAAUGAAAAUUUGCCUAUCCUUGGACACUUGUUUCACUAUGAACAGUGUUGAAGUGAAUUGGUUUGUCUCCUCCUGUACAGCUUUUGCUGCACCUUUCGCUUGGAGUUGUAAUAUGGAUUCUUUUAUAGAGUCCUCUUUCGACUUUGCUUUUGUUUGUCUCUGUCUCCACUGUAUGGAUUGACGAACAAAGGGAAUUUUGUACCCUUGAACUAUGGAUAGAAUCCAGGGAUUUGAUGUAAUUCGUGUCCAGUUUGAAUACAAAUGUUUGAUGUGGCCUGCUACAAGAUUGUCCGUUGGUUUGAUGUCCUUUAGUGUUGGUAGCUGAUAGUCAGCUGCGUUUUGCGUGGUUUCCACGUUUUGUCCAAUAUAGGGUUUGUUGUUGUUUUGAUUCUUUCUGAAGGACUUGUUGAUUUGAAAACGCCCUCUGGAGGAGGAAAACCUUUGAGGUUUGGUUGAUUGUGCCACUAAUUUGCGAUUGGUGUUUGCAUGAUCAUGUUCCUCUUUAAUUACAUUAUGAAAUUGCUCGGGGAACAGGUACUUGUCAGCUGGAAUUUGGUCUUUCAGGGUACGCUUACCCACAUCCGUUAAGUAUUCUGCAAAACGUUUUUGGCGCCAAAUGUUUAGUCGACAAUGUGUCUUUUGUUCGGGACUGACCAUGGACACGUUUGAUGUCCUCUUUCAUCCCUGUUAGCAUUAUGGGUGAAACUAGGCAAUCAGCUGUUCCUUUAAUGUCAGGGUAUUGUUCCAUGACAUUCGUCCAAACUUCUUUGGGCAGUUGCUUGGUAAAUGUAGAUUUGAGAAAUGAAGUUAUUGUAAUUCUUCAGAAAUGGUAGCUUCUGGUGCUAGUGCAUAAUACUUGUUGGAACGACUAGAACUGACAGAAGCUGGUGGUGUGUCACUAUCAACUACUUUGGCUCUUUUAGGUUGUGGUUGUUCCACAGCGAUAUUUUCAUGGGAACCAUUAGGCUCUGGUGUCAUAAAAGCAUUUCUUAAAAUGUCUGGUAGAGUCCUUUUUAAUGUCUCAGUGACUUUGUCGUCGAUCAGAGAACUUAGUUGAUCUCGUAUCCAGGGUCUUUCCUCUUGGCGAGGGGACAAAAGAACCUGGUUGACGCUGGUUACGUGAUCUGCUAAAAUCUAGCAGAUUUUUAAUUAGCAAUCCAAGAUGAGGUAAAUAAAUAUUUGAAUAUUUGGAUAAUUUUUAUAGUUUAAUUACUAAUUUGCGUUUUGUAUGAUUGUCGUAAAGGAAUCCAAGAUAGUUAAUUAGAAAUCUGCUAGAUUUUAGCACAUCACGUGACCAGCGUCUACCAGGGUCUUUUCUUCCCAAGAGGAAAGACCUGAGUACGAGGUUGCUGGUAUCCUCAAUAAGCAUAUUGUCUGGUUCCUGCGAGAUCGACGUGAUUUUUACAACAUUUUAUGGAUAAUAGAUCAAAUAUUUCUGUAAAGUAUAACUAUAUACUAUCGAUACCUGCAGGAGAUAAACUCAAAAAAUAAAACCCAAACUUGACGAAAAUAAUUAAAAUAUUCGAUCAGGGCGACGUAUAUAACCAUAGGCAUAGUAAAUGUAAACGUAUUAAACAAUUAAGAUGCAAAGUUUUACCUUAAUAUUAUUCGAUAUAAAACUUUUUUAAAUGUAUAUGCAUAAAAAUAGAGAAAAUUGUUCCGGAUGGAUGACUUUUUUGAAGGAUUUUGAAGCGAAUUUAGUGAGUUAAACAAACCGAAGCUUGCCCACGGAAAAAGAGGAUGUCAGUACGCAUGCGUAUAAAUUCAUUAAAAUCUUGGGUUCCAAACCGCCGCGCGCCGCGAACUGCACCAGUAUUGUGAGUAUCAGUCGGAGAAGGAGUGAAGGAGAAUUCGAUGAUUUUUGUUGUUAUUCGACAUUUACUGCACAAGCUUCCUUCUAAAUAAAGUCUCUAUUCAGUAAGGACAGAAAUUAGUUUGAACCUGUUUUUAUUUAUUCUAAAGACUUAUAAAAAAGAUUGUCUGCAUGCAUGCAAUAACAUUCUCGUAGAAGAUCAGUUAUAACCUGGCACAUAUUUGGUCUAUACUACUUCGUUAUAAAGUUAACUUGCAUUAUAGGUUGGGAAACAUCUAAAAGUAAGUGGAAGUGUCAAGUUUAAUGCAGGGGUGAAAAUCAACCUUCAUAUAUCCUAUCUGAAACUGCAAUCGGUUGGUGUAAUCUUGUCUGGUGAAAUGAAAAUAGACCUCAAUUGCAAUUUUGAUCCUUCUGCAAGGUAGGCCCUAAGUAUACGAGCAUUAUUAAAGUUAUUGUUUUCCAGCGCAUUAAAAUUGAAACGUUAACACUAUUUUCAAAUGCUCUGGAAAUAUGGAAGACGAAUGUGAAGCUCACAAAUUCUAGGCGCCGUGAAGAGAUAAUCGGAUUCUUGGGAACUUUAGCCAGAAGGAUGCCAGAAGUCACCGAACGGGUUGGAUUAUUAGAAGAAAUGUUUGUUAGCCACUGAGCAAUUUUGCAAUUGACACCCGUCUAAGUCCUAUACUUCGUAAAGCCCGAAGCAUUCUCCCCGGAAUGCCGUGUGUCUACUGCGUGUAGGUCGACCAACGGUUCCAUAUCUCAAUCGAUUACAGUGAUAUCUCGAUUAUACGUUUAUAGUGAAUGGCCCUUCCAGGUAAUGUAUCCAUUUUUGAAAAUGGAUAAAGCUAACAAACAUUUCUUCUAAUAACUUCUGGCAUCUUUCUGCAUGGCUAAAGUUCUCAAGAAUCAAAUUAUUUCUUUAAGGCGCCUGCUGUAUACUUCACAAAUAUUAAUGUCGUCUGUGAAUUUGUGAGCCUCGCAUUCUUCAUUUAAAGCUGGUAAUCCUCGCAAAACCCUUUCUAUUUCGCCUUCCAUAUUUCCAGAACAUUCGAUAAUGGCGUCCGAUUAUUUUGUAAUUGUUUUAAAGCCUUCAUAUAUAGUUAUGCAUUAUAUAAGCGAAUUCAAAUUUCUUACGCCCAGAACGUUGUCUUACGUAAGUCUUGCAAAAGUCUUACGCACAGAACGUUGAGUUUAUAGACAACAUGUAAGCAAGUGCUAUUGUAUACGGACUUUACUAUAAAAUAUAAUUAAUAAUAAUACUCUUAUAAUUACGGCCAAGAAGUCUUACGCGGAACACAAUUAUCAGUCUUACGCGGACCAUAUUUAUAGAAGUCAUAUAUAUACGGGCCAAAUUUGGAAGUCAUAUGGGCAGGCAAUAUUUAUACGGGCCACGUAGAUUUAGGCUAUAAGUCCUACGCCAACGUGGUUUAGAAGUCAUAUACGGGCAAAAUUUAGAAGUCAUACAUGCAGGCGAGGUAGCUAUAAAUCAUUUAUACAUUAGGCAUUUCAGGCGUAGUUUAUACGAUUACAGGCGAUGUUUACAGGUGUACUCUAUAUUACAUGGAUAUUUCUAAGUGUUGUGCACAGUUAUAGUACAGUAGCCGGUUUACACGCGAAGCAUGAUGUUUUAUACGCGUGUAUUAUUUAUAAGCCUUGCGAGAAUAUUGAUAACAUAAGGUAUACGCACGAGAGAAGUUUUACGUAAAUAAUCCUAACGUAAUUAUUUUUGGCUAGUAUAGCGUUCCAUAAUAUUCAAAUUAUUUUCUAUUAUCCAAAAACUUUAUAUGAAAACAAGAGCGACGCUAUACGGUACUUUCAUGAAAGAAUUGUACGGCUUGAAAUAUUUUUUCAACACGACGUUUGACGAUAAAAACUCUUCAGAAACACUGCAAAACGUUUUAUAAAUGUUAUACUGGUUGUAUUUUAUAUUAAAUCGUAUCGAAGCUUAUAUUGCGCAUAAUUUUGUCAAAAAACAUAAAAAGAAAUAGGUUGUGUUACCAUGACAACAACUUCGAAAUACUUCAUGUUUGGAAAAUAAACUUGCUCUUUAACAAGGUUAGGGGUUUUUGCAUGCAUGCAUUUCUAGUAUACAAUCGUUAUAUUUUGCAUUUUUUUUGUUAUGUAUAGUUAUUCAAUUGUGAAAAGCAAAAAACUGGUCAACAAGGAAGUUGGACGUUUUUGCAUUCCUCUUCUGGCCUUUGUAUGUGUACCUGGAGUAUUUAGAUUUGAUGUUGGUGUUUCAGCAAGUGCUUCAUCUUCGGUAAAUAUCAUACAGCAUGCAUUCCCUGCAUGCAUGAAUUUCUAAUUCAACAAAGUACGCAAGAUUGAAUUCAUGGCCAUGCUAGGCAGAUCUGUCUAAAGGGCCUUAAUUUUUCGUAUUAUAUAUUUCGUAUUAUAUUCUUAUGUUCAUUCGGGUUUUUGUGCACCUUAAUUAACAGCUUAUUGUCUUUUACUGAGCGCAAUGACUCAGAAAAUGCGUCUAUUAUAAUUAUUAACAUUUUUCUUUCUUUUUUUCCGCAUCGUUCACGCACACUUCAUAUUCUAUUGUCUCUGCGUGCUCCUUUAUUGCCGACUCGAUUUGUGGCCUUGUGUCUGGUUUGUGCUCCGCCCAACGCGACUUCCAGCCUCUUUUACUCUCCCAAACGUAAACAAAGUUGCAGGAUCAACUUUGGGGUUUCCACGGUUUUGAGAUCCAACCGUGUUCAACCGUGUUCUACUGUUCGUCUGGUUCUGUUUGCGGCUUAAUUUGUUUAUAAAAACUGACGUAUAUUCAUCAGUCUUUAAGGCUCUACGAACAAUCUCCUUCUCCAUUUCUUGUCCCUGCAUGCGUAGUAGUUGGAAUGAUGUUUGCGAGGUGAUAUAAAGUUUUUACCACCGCCGCUUUAUUCUGCUCCAGAUUACGCGAAUCAAAGCAUAUGAAGCCCAAUAAUUAGUGGUAAUAGGCAUAAAAAUGACUAAAAUAGUUUAAAAUUCAAUAAAAUUUUAUUGUGUUACCGUGAAAAUAUUCUACAAACUGUUUUUUGUAGCCAUAAGGUGUGAAAUAACCAUGCGAUGCUCAAUCUCUGAUUCGCAUGCAGUGGCGUAGUAGCGUAUAGUGACGUAUAACUCUUUUUAGUAUAAUUACCUCCGCCGGGAGGUUAUGUAAUCAUCUGGGUUUGUAUGUGUGUGUGUGUGUGUGUAUGUGUGUGUGUAUGUGUGUGUGUGUGUAUGUGUGUGUGUGUGUGUAUGUGUGUGUGUUUGUCUGUGAGCACGAUAACUCAAGAAAUACCAAACAUAUCCGUACGAAAUUUUUUGAAUGCAUUUCCCAUCGGCUAAGGAAGAACUGAUUAAAAUUUGGUUGAAUUUGGUUAAAAAUUGAACGAGAAAUGAACAAAAUUUUGUCUUGCUUUUCCCGGUCAAUUAACAAAAUAUAUUACUGAAUGCGUAAUUAGGACGUGUAUAAUUUAUGCACUCAGUGCUAAGACAGUAAUGAGAUGAUAAACCUCAUUAAGCUUCGGCCUUCAUUAUCUAUUGUCUUAGUUGCAUUUCACGCGACCGAAAUUCAAUGUCUAAAACAAGGCUUACGGAGUUACGCAUUAUUACGUUCAGCAAAGUGCCAGUCCAUUCAAAUUCUAACAACAUUAGAUUACUUCAAUACAGGGUGUAUAAAAAGAACGCAACCUCGGAAUUUCCCAAGAAAUCGACAUUGUUUUAAAGACAAAAGAUUUUAGCUGCCUGGGAAUUUAAAAUACCACAACUGUGAAAAUUACUGCACGCGCGAGUGCAUAAAGCAAAAUUUGUGCAUUUAUUUAAUGACACUUAAAAAGUUUUUAUUUUAAUUACAAGUACUGUACAGUACAACAACAGUAAUAUUGUUCUAUUAGCAAUUCGAUUUCAAUUGCGGGGGCCUGAAAUCUUUUAUGCUUAAGAAUUAUAAAGUGGAUUUCUUAGGAAAUUCCAAGGUUGCGUUUCACUUCCGAGUAACGGGCGGAGGUAUGCAGUCUCUGAGUGCCCUCUAGUUACAUAGGUGAUUAUUGAAAAUUCUCCACGCUGAUUGGUUGCCGAUGAGGUGAUUAUUACGCGAUAUAGGGUAGAAAGGCAAUAAUAUUUUGAUAUUAUGGCAAAACAACAUGAAAACUUCAAAAAAUUAUAGCCGAGAAAACUUUGAUACUCGAACAACAUAUGCAUUACUGUGAAAAAAUUAUUUUAAAAACCAAAUGUAGAAAAAAUGUGCAAAACUUUUGCUAAUUUGCCGAUAAAUUUCGUGGCACGAUGCUGGAGGCAAAUUGCAAAAUGCGAUUCCUAUGGCGAAUCUGAUUGGUCGAAAAAGUAAACAAACUCGCGAAAGUUUUCAAUAGUUUUCUCCGUUAUAAUUUUUCUGAAGUUUUCAUGUUGUUUUGACGUAAAAUUUUGGUUGUGAAAUGCGCAUAAUAUAUGCUUGUGUAUAUUGGCAAAAGAGUUGCCUUCCUUCCCUAUUAUAAAGACUUAUACGACACUAUACGGCACUGCGAAUCAGAGAUUGAGCAUUGCAUGGUUUAAAUCCACAUCUAUGGCUACAAAAACAGUUGGUAGAAUAUUUUCACGGUAACACAAUGAAAUUUUAUUGAAUUUUAAACUAUUUUAGUCAUUUUUAUGCCUAUAUAUACCACUAAUUAUUGGGCCUCCUAUGAUCAAAGGGUAUAUAAAUACCUGUCGUGUCCAUGGUUUUCGACGGACUGCGAUCAUUAUUUCGCCUCUAGCUGAAACUAACAAGUAAGUUAAAAGUUUUGACGUGGUAUAAGUUGGUGAUCCUACGCAGCUGUUUCGACCAUUACAAAAAGAAGAAAGGAGAUAUGGAUUUUAUGUUCGAGUGGCAAAAACAAUAUCUCACGAGUGGGCGCAGCGAACGAGUGAGAUAUUGUUUUUGACACGAGAACAUAAAUCCAUAUCUUCUCGCAACCGUUUAAUGUUCUGUUUAUUAUAUGGACUUAUUCAGAGUGACAAAAAUACACACAAAGUCAAAGACGACAUGUAAAUAAGCACGCGCAAGAUCAGUAUAAAAGCGAUAUUUUUAAAAUUAUAGUGCAAAGAUAAAACUAGAAUAAAUUUUACUUAUCUCAAGAUGUCUAUUAAAUGUUUUCGUUUUAUUUCCAACGUUAAUUUCGUUUUAUAUACGAAUCAAAGACCAUUUGUAUUUUCAAAACAACAACAACGAAAAUGGCGCCGAGAAAUUUUCAAACUUCGUAUGUCACUAGCAAGCGUGAAAUACGUAAAACACGCGCACCUGGUCCCAGAUGUAGUGGCAUAUAUGAGUUCUACGAGUGUUUUAAUUUCCAGUAAAACACCAUUUUCUGCCAGUGGUAUUUUGUGCACUCUCUGGAGGCCAUAAAACGACACGGCGAUAGAAUCAAAAUCCAGCAGCUCUUCGGCAAUACAGCGCUUUCAUCAUGACUCAAACGUUUGAUGACAAUUCCCAUGCAAUAAUUAUAAGUAAUAGCAUGGCAUUCAGGGCGAUUAGUGAUUAAACGUACCCGAAAGCCGAGAGAGGCAUGCGCAUAAACGGAAUUUUCUCCCACAAUUGUAAUGUUCAAGAUUAGGGAAUAAAAGCUGGCAAAGUGAUUGUUCGAAUGUGUACGGGACGGUGUCGUCAGAUACUGUCCAUAGUUGUGCCGAUGAUUUUCGAUGAAGUACAGCUCUCCAAUCAGAGGUAAUGAGGUACGCGGGGAAAUUUACUUAAUUUAGUUGAAAACAAAGGAUUUCUUUGUCUUCUAAUGCUUGAUGAGGGAAAUUUAGAAGACAAAAGCGUAUGCAUGGGUAAUGAGGUAAAUUAGUGAUUAAUCGUACCUCGCGAGACAAAGGAUUUCGAGGCAACUAUGGUAUUACGAUAAGUAGACAGGCUCAACCAUGCAGCUCUCCUAUAGUGAUUUUAAUUUCCACACUAGUCGGGAGAGGUUGUAACUGAAGAAAACGGCACGACCAUCUUUAUGCAGAAAACACUUGAUGGAUUAAAAGCAUGCAUUUAUUUCUAAAGAAAAAUAUUUUUAAAAAGACCAUAACGAAAUUAUGUUUUAACGUUGUGUGCCUAGGGGGGCCCGGGGGCAGGAGCCUCCAGAAAAUUUUUAAAUUUAGAGUCCCUGAAUUGCCAUUUCCUGGACUUUGGGGGAAGAUUUGACAGAAAUCUGAUGUUCAGGAAACGGUAUUAUAACGUGUCGAAAUUUGCAAUUUGGUUAGAAUUUAGUAGUAGUACUUAAACUGAUUAGUACAGAAUCGGUUUUACUAUAAAUCUUUAUUUUAUAUUAAUUUAUAGAGGAAUAAAGUCACUCGUUGAGUAUAUUUCAGCAUGAGCUCCACCUUUGAAUUUACUAUAUGAGUAAAUUCUUAAACACGCCCGAAUUUAUCAUUAUGAUAAAUUCGCGGCACAUUUUGAAUUUAUCAUAAUAAUAAAUUCGCGGCACCUAACCCUAACCCUAACCACUAACCCCUAACCCUAACUUUUUUAACUUUUUUAACUUUUUGAAAAUCUAACUUUUUAAACUCUUUUUGCCUUUUAAAACUCUUUUAAAACUUUUUUAAAAACUAUUUUUUUGAAAAUAGUGGAAAUUAUAAUGAUAAAUUGAAAAUAGUGGAAAUUAUAAUGUUAUCAUAAUGAUAAAUUCGGACGUGUUUAAGAAUUUACUCGUAUAGUAAAUUCAAAGGUGGAGCUCAUGUUGGUAUAUUUGCAUAAAAUAUUUGAUUAUAUUAAACGCCGAUCUCACUAAUAACUAGUCCCCGAGCUGACGACGCGAAGCGCCGUGCGAGGGUACUAAUUCGCCCCAGCUAUUUACACCCGGGGAAACGAAAGCAUUAGUGAAGUCUAAAGUUCAUCAAUAAUCGCGGGCGUGGCUCACCAACGAUGUUUCGGUGGGUGAUCAUCCUUACUGAUCUCAAAAAUAUGGCGGACUGUCAUGAAUAGCGGACACUGAUUGUUCCAAUUUAAAGUUUGCAUUAUAACGACUGCAUGACGACAGCGAAAAUGCGAAAUAGCAAACAUUUCUUGAUUUGAUGAUUGAUACAUUUCUUGCAAAUAUAUUUCAUUUUUGCUUGCAUUUUUCCAAGAUUUUGUAAAUUUCAAAGGCUUUCUCAGAAAGAAAGGGCGAAAGAAUCGGCUAAAAGAAGGGAGCCAACGUUAACGAAUGUAAGUUUGUUUUAAAUAUUGAUUGUAUAAUUGCUUUAAUAUGAAACAACUAAACAAGACAGCAUAUAAUUUCAGUGUAUCUUUAAUAUUGAUUCCCUUUUUUAUUAUAUUGAAUUUUUUAAAUAAAAAAGAAAACCAAGUUAUUUGCAUGCGAGAAUUUGAAAUCAUUUAGAUACUUCAUGUUUGGAAAAUGCAAUGGUUUUGUCAGCAAGGCGAGGGUUUCUGCAUGCAUGUAUUUUCUAGUAAUGUUUUACUAAAAAGUGUGCUUGCACUUUAUUGUAGACUUGGAUCAAGUCCGUCUCUCCAGCAUCCGAGUCGCGAAGCGACGAGAUCGAGCUUGCCGCGGCGCGCGAGAUACUUUAUUGUUACGAAUCUUCAUAGUUUUAAUAGUUAGAAUUAGACUUAAUAGUUAGACUUAGACUUAAUAGUUAAUAUUAUAUCACGUGUUGUGGCGAAUGUUGAUAACGUCAAAUAUUGCCCAUAUUGCAUGACCGAGUAUGGUCUUAUGAAAUGUCAAAUCGCAUGUUCUCUAAUGUCUUUAAUGUUACUCGAAAAUCCAAGUAAUAUAUUCGAUAUUCAAUAACGAUUGUCAAUUUCUAGUAUUUCUAAAAAAUUUCAUAUAAGCGCCUUCGACAAUUCUGAUGUCAGACCUCCAAAGGCGGCAAUAAUCUGCUCCUUGUCCAAGGACAUUAAAAUCUUCCGUUCAGUGAUCAUAAGUAGCAACGCUCCAAGUCUUUCUUGAGAUAUAGACGAACGUAUGCGAGUUUUUACUCUCUUAUAUAUAUAAGAGCAGAGAAAGAGCGCUCUGGAGUUGCAGUUACUUUACAAAGAGUUGGAAAUGCAUCAAGUAAGUGGUAAUCAGGAUUCAACAAAAUUCUCAGAGCCUCUAUAAAUGAUGGUUUAUCCUUGUCCUUUGGUUCUUCAGCAGUUCCGUUGUCGCUUGACUCGCUGUCGGCUUCUUUUUCGUGGUCUUCGGUUUCAGAUUCAGAACCGGAGUCUAAAUCAGAAUCUUGCUCUUCUUUGUCUUCAUCAAAACGCACUGAACACGCACUUGAAUUUUUGAAAAGAUUCUGCAAGGUUGAACAGUUCAUCUGCACAUCGGUGCGGGUCGAUGUGGUACAUCGUGCAGAAGCUUCAUACUUUGGCUUCCAGAUCGGCGCCCCCUUUUCAUUUUUGUGCCCCCCAAGAAUUGCCAGCUGGGAGGGCCGUGACCCCCUCCCCCCUGCUAGCACGCCACUGUACGCAACAAUGGAAGACGCGAUAUUUAGAUGACAGGAAAAUAUUUACAAUAACCAGGAGACAUGCAUUAACGUAUAAACGUCCUACGAUUUUUAUAGGCUGCUGCUUCCAUAUCUGCAAGCUUAACAUCAACAUACUCUAUAUCAGCCGGUGGUAUAUGGAGAAACCAGCAUGGAGUUGAACGAAUUUUUAAUCAGGUACGAAAGAACUGCUAUAUAUUCGAGCUCUUCCUGAUAGUUAACUUAUAAUGAUAACUAUAUGCGAUCAGUGCAGUUCAACUUAUCGCGUAUAUAGUCAUCAUUAAUGAUGAUAUCAUGAUAAACCUAUUAAUUUGCUGAGAUGACAACAGUUGUAGAAAUGAAUGACUGUGCAAUGCAUAUACUGUCGUUCAAAUCUGAAUUUCCAAACUACAUUAUUUUACGAAAUCAUUAACGCAAAGCUAAAAGGAAAUUUUUGAAAGUAAUUUUAUAAUUUUUUCUUCAAAUAUUAAAUGAAAAUAGUAACGUGAAUUGAGUAAUAUCUUGUCUGUUUUUCCGAUCUCCAUAAAGAAGAAUUAAAGGAGGAUAUAUAUAUUUAGGGAGGAUCUACCCAACCAUCAUUUAAAGCUCGCAUCAAGGAAGCUUCCGCAUCCGUGUCAGCAUCUCUAACGCCGACUUUUGAAGUACACUGGCCAUCAGUAAUUCCGAAAAGAUUAAGACGACUGGCAGUAACAGUUCUUAGAAAAAUAUUGGGUAUUGUAUAUACUAUGUGCUUGUUGAAGAUACUAGACAGUUGAGCACUGACGUUGCUUUAGGUUGAUCGACGACAUAUUUUAAAAAGUAAAAUUAUGUAGCUGAGUGAGUUUUUAUAACUUUGCAUAGAAAAUUAGUACAAGUAAAAUGAUGAAACAACCAGAUACCAAAUUCUAACCUUGCCGUUCACCUCAUUUUAGAUGUUAAGAGAGGCACAUCUAUUCCAUCUCUGUUCGUGUUUAGCGUAACUGCACCAAUUGAAACGUCGCUUGAUGCUAAAUUCUGUACUGAAAAAUGUCCAGAUGCAGGUCGAAAUAUUGAAGCUAGUUUCCGUGGAGGAUUGCCGGCUGUCACUGGAUCUUUAACCCUCAACAUUGGGAAGUUCAAUAAAAAGUGGAAAGUUUUUAAUAUUCCUGUGUACGAGUAUGCUAACAGGUACUAUAAACAAUUGAACAAUUUUAUAUUUGGACUGAGGCACACACUGAUAGAAAUCCCGUACAAUUUUGUAGUAUAUGUAUAAUUAUGCAUGCAUGCAUAUGGCAGGGCAUUUUCUGGACAUGCAUGCAGUGUAAACAUAUAAACAGCGCACGCUACUCAACCAUUAUAUGAAUUAUAUAGAGAGCUUAAAGAUUAAGCAAGCGACGUUUUUGAUCAUAGAAAUAAUAGAUAAAGAAUGUGUACUUGAUCACGAAUCAUGCAUGUCUCCAUUUUUUUCAUGCGUACAUGGCCUUUCCGAUCUGCCAUAUAGAACGUUUGCACAUGACGUCACAGCAGCCAUGUUGGUGUUUCAAUUCAAAAGAAUUUAAAUUAUAGACUCUUUUGUCUGGAACACCAACAUGGCCGCCAUGUCUUUUGUUGAGUUGGUCCCUGGGAAAUGAGUGCAAACGCUCUAUUAGCUAAAUCUGACUAACUCCAACCGGAAAUUUUAAGCCAAACUUGAAGGACAGUCUCAGUCUUUUCUGAUUUCACGCACGUGAAGAGCGCUCAAUCAGUAAAUCAUGCAUGUCUAAUACGCGUGUCUGUAGUUUGCCUUGGCUUCUCGAAAAAAAUAGGCAUUUUUUCCGAAGGUAGCGUUCCAGUUAUGUUCAUUUCAAUGGACUAGGAGUGAGAAUUACAAAGUAUAAACAAAGCUAAGACUAAGUUUUCAUCGUCGAAAAGUUUUGUCUUGCUGUCUAGUUUGCAGUUUGGCGUCAGAUUUUGAAAUUAUUAAGUUCUUUGAAGGCACUUCUGGUAAUGUAAGUGCUGUAUAUCAGUUAUGGCUUGUUCAUUUACAAAAACGGUGAAAAUCCUUGUAAAAACAAAGUAUAAUUUCGUGUAAUCAUAAUUCUUGGGCUAAAGGAAGUACUGUAUCUCAAAUCUAGUUCGCAACACUGGAGUUUUUAGGAAUUUAAUUAAGCAUGGAGCAAAAAUAUUAAUACUUAUUUACCGUUUAUAAGGUCACCCCGUACUUGAAAACUAUUAAUUUUUCCCCCGGUCUUCUGUGACGUUGGGAAAAUAUUGUCAGUACGGACCUCCCAGCCGGUAAAUAACAUAUUAGUAUUUAACUUAUUUAGAUGCAGGUUUAUUAACAUAGCUGCAGCACCAGUUUCAAUGGCAUGGCGCGUCGCCACUGAUUGAGUAUCGAGUUUGUCUUGCGGAUCUUUUGUGUUUUGUUUUGGCUUCCACAACAACCUUGAAACUGCAGUUUUAAAUGACGAUUUUUGUAUACACCCUGUACAGAACCAUUAUUUUUCAUAAAAAACCCAGUGGUGUGGGGUUUUUUAAAACGUUUAUAUAUUACUAAAUUGUUUUCCAUUUUAAGCCUCGAUAUAAAAUACUUUGUUGAAAAAAGGAGGCAAAUAUUGUAAAACGGCUAAAUUAUGUACGCGUGACACCCGUGUCGUCAAAAACGCCAGAAUUUAACUAAUGUAUAAUCGGAUCCUAUUUCAAUUUUUCCAAUAAUGCUAACCAUUCUUUAUAUAACAAUUUUGCAGUAAAUGUUUCUCUACGGCUCCAGUAAAAGUGCCAUGCUGCAUUGAAAAUGGAAAACCUGGAAAGAUUGAUCCAGAAACGAAAAAAUGCGAAGAAGAAUGUGACUGCGAUCCAAACGAUCUCACUGGACUCAAGGGUGUGAAGGUAUUGCAUAUUCUUAUCUUACAAGCUUGAUAACUACAUUAUAAAUAUGUCAAACAUUGAUUGUUAUUUCAUUUAUAAAAUAUUCCCAAUCAAGUGUGCCUAUCGGCUUAAUUUUGGUAAAAUGGAAGCGUUUUAUUUCAAUUGGACUCUGAUUGAAAGCAAUCAUCGCACGAGAAUUAUACUGCUGGGGCUUGUUAAUUGACCAAUCAAUAUGCUAUUAUGACAUUUGAGAUUUUACAUAAGUAAUUAGAUUAAUAAAAUGACUUUUAUAUAUAAUCAUAUAUGAUGGUAUUUAGCAGCCACUUUGCCUAUAUAUGGUAUUGGCCAACAUUACAAAUGAAGAUUUCCAAAUAGAAAUGCUGAAUGCAAUAUCAUUUAAGAACAAUAAAAUAUUAUACGUUUUGGGUGCAAAUCUGCAUUAAGCUGUUGCAGUUGACAAGACUUCUGUUGUAGUGAAUUUCUUAAUUUUGCUACACUUUUUUGUUACAAAUAUUAGUAAAUCCUGCCAAAUCAUAUAUAUACGUCACCCUAGGAUAAAAGCUGUAAGUUGUCUGGGCGGUAUUACCAUGCGUUGAAUCGUUGUGUAUAUUAUUUUCCCUAUAGGGUAGGUAAAUUUAACAUUGCAUGUAUACCAAUACUAUAAAUGACGAAAAACUCGUACAUAAAUUAAACAUUGGAAUUAAGAAACUAACUCUGAUUGUGAUACAUUUCAUCAAAAUGCAUCGAAUUUCAGCCAGCCAAUCAAAGAACUUUAGCGCUAACUUAGUUGUGACCUCGGGCUGGCAGCCGUCAACCCGGGUAUAUUUUUUUUGCCAACCUUGGUCUUGGAGAAAUAAAAAUGAAUGAUAAUUAACAAUUAGACAACGAAGCCGAGUUGUCUAUUUAACAAUUAGACAACGAAGCCGAGUUGUCUAUGAGCGAAUAGUCAACGAGGCGAAGCCGAGUUGACUAUUCGUUCAGAGACAACGAGGCUGAGUUGUCUAAUUGUUUUAGUAUAAGCCACAUAAAGAAAACGAAAUUUCUCACUUGAUUUUUAUGUAAAAUAUAAAUAACGUUUUAACGAAAUGAGCGUUUAAAUGCCUUCCUUUGGCGACAUUUGACAUUUCGCCCCGGUUUUGUUGACAACUACUCAUGCAGUGUUGCGAACUCCCAAGAAUGACUUGAAAAAUACAACUUGUGCGUUUUAAAAAAGUUAAAAAAACAUGUCGUAAAACAGUAUAAUAUAGUAAGAGACUGUAAUAGAAGUAAAGUUUGGUUAAUAAAAACUUAUUAAAAAGAAGGAAACAAGGCUUAAAAUGUGCAAAAUGGCUUCCCGAAUUGUUACUAAAUUAGUAAAUAAAGUUUACGUUAAAAAGCCGAAUAAAAAUGCACACACAUGCAAAAGAAUCCGAUUAUCUGAAUGUCGUUGAAAUCUUUAAAAUAUCUGGAACAUAAAGAGGCAAACCAUUCCCAUAAUCUAGUAUACAUAGACAAUAGUUUAGAUUAAAAUUUUAUCGAAAAACUCUACUUAAAAAGGCUCGAAAAGGCGAAAAACAAACUCGGCCAAAAUCUCAACAUUUAAACGAAAAAAACUCUUCAAAAUGACAGCUAAAUACAUGAACUCGUACUUAAAACAAACACACAUUAAAGAGGGGUUGAGAAAAUAGGGUAAAUAGCUACAAAGUAUUGUUGAAUUUCAACAAUUCUGCUUGGAAUAUUAACAAAUAUUACUGUAAUUGUGCAUAUAUUUUAAAAAUCGGCUGUCACUUUAUUCAUGCUCAUAACAACGAGCAAAGUUGAAAAAACUUUAAAAUUUUACCGCAUGUGUCAGCAGCUUCCAAGAGUCUUUGUUUGUGUGCAAUCCAUAAUCAAAAUUAGGCCAUUUCGAUAAGCUUUUUCCCUUUAAAUGCAGCUUUUAAUACUUAAAAACGGCCUUUGACUCACGCGCCCUUCGCCGCUUGUUGCUACCAGUAGGCUAUCACUAAUAGCCUACUAGUAGCGUAGCCAAUCAGAACGCACGAUACGUGAUAGCCUACUAGUAGGUUUAUACUAAUAAUAUUUAUUCAGGAAACCAACAUCACAAGAAGUGUUUUUCAGAUGCAUGUUCCUGCAUAUAUAUAUAUAUAUGCAUAUAUAUAUAUAUAUAUAUAUAUAUAUAUAUAUAUAUAUAUAUAUAUAUAUAUAUAUAUAUAUAUAUAUAUAUAUAUAUAUAUAUAUAUAUAUAUAUAUAUAUAUAUAUAUAUAUAUAUAUGAUCUCUGCAUGUCACAGAUUUAAAUCAGCGCAAAGGCCUAUAGGCAAUUGUGCCCCCAAGCUCACUACCAGCAACUGCGGACAGCUGUUUCGCCCUUUUGGGGCUCGUCAGCGCAGUGUAGCUGAUAGUGAGCUUUUCAUCCGAAAAGUAUUUAUACAACCAACAAUGAGACGAUGGAUGUGGGACGCAUGAAUUAUAUAUACGACAAGAACCCCAUUCAACCAACACCGCGGAAAAACGUCUGCGCAUGCACCAAAUUAUGAAAAUAUGGCGGGGAAUUUGAAUAUCAAUUUCUAAAACAAAAACAUGCUUAUUAAUUGGUCAAAAAUUAGUAAAACAAACGAGAAAAUAUAGCAAAUGGGUAGACUAGACAUUAAUUGAAAGCGUCCUGGCAUUUAAAGUAUGGAAUGAAAUAUAAUUCAUGUAAAAAUUGUUGAUUUUAACGGACACGACUUCGAACAUGUUUGCAAAAUUAUUCAAAACAAAAAUUCAAACUCAAAAGUUAAGAAAACUCUCGAAAAGUUAAGCUUCUUAAUCCACUCAAAUUGUAGAAUAAAUCCUAAAGUUUAAUUAUUGUGAACACGAAAAUUUUUUAUAUUUGGCGACACAGUUUUUUUUAAAGAAAUGUAUCUCAAACGAAAAUUCGGAAAUUGUCGUUGCUUAGUUGAUAAACAAAAUGUUUCAGACGAUAAAUUUGUCAACAAUCACCUUUAGUUCAUGUUCUUGUACAAUACAAUUUCUUGAACCUUCUGGUUGUAUUUAUUCCUAGUUUUUAGAAUGACAUGUUUAUUUUUGCGCUCGAAAUCUGGCUGUAAAGACGCACAAUGAAGUCACUCAUUUUUACCGCCAUUUUGAGCCUUCGGAAACGUUCGGAACAGCUUCUCAUCAAGUUCGCAAUACUAUUACAGGUAAGGUUGACGCAUGCGCAGACGUUUUUCCGCGGUGUUCAUUCAACCUAAUACGCAUGAUCUCUGCAUGUCACAGAUUUAAAUCAGCGCAAAGGCCUAUAGGCAAUUGUGCCCCAAGCUCACUACCAGCAACUGCGGACAGCUGUUUCGCCCUUUUGGGGCUCGAUGAUGCGUAUUAGGUUGAAUGGGGUUCUUGUCGUAUAUAUAAUUCAUACGUCCCACAUCCAUCGUCUCAUUGUUGGUUGUAUAAAUACUUUUCGGAUGAAAAGCUCACUAUCAGCUACACUGCGCUGACGAGCCCCAAAAGGGCGAAACAGCUCUCCGCAGUUGCUGGUAGUGAGCUUGGGGCACAAUUGCCUAUAGGCCUUUGCGCUGAUUUAAAUCUGUGACAUGCAGAGAUCAUGCGUAUUAGGUUGAAUGGCGUUCUUGUCGUAUAUAUAAUUUAUGUGUCCCGCAUCCAUCAUCUCAUUGUUGGUUUUUAUAUAUAUAUAUAUAUAUAUAUAUAUAUAUAUAUAUAUAUAUAUAUAUAUAUAUAUAUAUAUAUAUAUAUAUAUAUAUAUAUAUAUAUAUAUAUAUAUAUAUAUAUAUAUAUAUAUAUAUAUAGUGUGCAUAUAUAUACAUAUAUGGAUAUAUAUGAUAUUCCAGAAAAAUUAUGAGACUAUAUCGGAUACAUGAUCCUAUAUACAUAUUUACAAGGUCAAGGAUUUCCAUGCAUGAGUAUUAUAAAGAUAGAGAUUUGAGAAGUUCAUUCUUAAAUGUUCCUAACUGUUCAAUGGAUCUGACUAGUAUUAUAGUCCAAAUCGUUGUACUCUUUACAAACCUGGUAAAGCAGUUUUUGCUUUCCCCAUGCAUGCAUGCAUGCAUGCAUUUGUCUUCGGCUUACAGAGGUAUAUGCCUUGUGUUAUAUAAAUUAUUAUAGUUUUAUAGGCAGUUCGAGAUUUACGUUCACGGGUCCCAAUCAUGCAAUAAGUGUUCAAUGUUUUGUAUUUGGUAAAUAGCUGUGAAUAUAUAAUAUGUUCAAAUAUCAGUUUAUUUCCUUAAUAUUUCUUAACUAUAAUUCCUUCGCAUUAUUCCAUACUUUACGUUUUGAUUUUAUUUUUAGCUAUUGAGCAUCACUCGUGCAUGUGCAUGAUGUGCCCGCCACGCCAUAAACAUUAAUACUUUUUCCUUUGUAGGCGGAAGAUGGUUCCUGCAAAUGUGAAAUGUGUCCAGACAAAUCUGUGAAACGAAAAAGAAGUAAUGGGAAACCGGAAUGUCCAUGUCUGUGCAAAGAUGGAACUGAAAGGCAAAUGAAUUCUGAUGGCUCCUGCCCGGUAAUUUUUGCCUUGAAAACUAUAGUAGCUACUAUGUCAUAGAAUAAAUUGAAACUAUAUAAUAAUAUUAUCCUCUAUAGCUAAAAACAAAUUGAUUGCUUAGUUUAAAGCAACCAACAAAUUGAUUUUCUCAGAUUAAUAUGUUCGGCGCAUUGACAUUGGUGAUACAAAAAUUGAAAAAAUUCUCUAUUCGAAUUUUCGUCAGUCUGAUGAUUAAUUCACAACAUAUUAAUUAAUCAUCUACGCACCUACCUUGUAUGCUAAUUAAAAGAGCCUGUCAAGUUUAUUUAUCUUUUAUACUUUGCCAUCAUACUUAUACAUUUAUUGGCUGGGAAACCACAACAGCUAGCUGUUGCCAAUUAUAUAGCGGCCCCAAUAGUUAUACGGAAACAAUUUACAAGGUAUACUAAACAAAUGCAGACAAUAAACAAUACUUGAACAACAGUCAUUACAUUUGUCUAAGGGCAGAUGUCAAUGGAGAGUUCGUUAAACUUCGAGCGGAAUUACAUUUUAUACACACACUUUUCCAUGUGCGGGGAUCAUCAACAUCGUAUGUAGGCUAUUUUCUAAUGCUAAAAUAUAGUAUACUUAAAAAGAAGAUUCUUGAAUUCUGAAAAUGUUCGGUCUUUGGAUGUAAUAUAUGAUUAGGUAGUGUGUUCCCAUAAAGUUGUAUUUGCAUGUGGUCCUCUCUCCUCCGCAGUUUUUGUGGCUAGCCCGUUUGCGGGCUAGCCAUUAUCACAUAGUACACAAACGCGAUGAGCGAUGAUGAUCAUGGUGUCCAGUCCGGAUUUUCGUAAAGUCUCGGAAGUAAUCGGAAGCGCCCGUAUUUUUCUGCCGACAUUUCACAUUUCGAGGCAUUUCAUGAUUUUGAUCCAGUUUGAGGACUUCUACUUCUACUCUAGCAUGAGCAGCAUAUCGCGUUAUACCUUGUGUUCCUUUGAGUAAACUGUAAAAGGUAUAUUUGCUCAUUUCUAUUUUUGUAUAAGUUUGCUUUUAUUGUAUUAUUUACAACGCCAUUUUGGCUUGGUCUGGUCAAAGAUAUAUUUUUGAUCCGAAUAUAGAUCUGGCAUUCUUAUAUUAUACGCGAAGUCGACGUAUAAAAUCAGAAAUACAGUAUACAAAGGAGCCAAAUCAAAAUUAAAAUUGAAAAAUACAAUAUUACACAUGAAAGGGCCCAUUGUGCUCGUACGGAUCAUACAGGGCUAUUUACAGUACGUGAAUUUAGGCCACGUACCAAACAAAAACAAGCCAAGAAUGCCAGGAGUAUUGUAGGUAAUAUAUGAACAACGAGAGCGAGUGUUUCACCGGGAUAUCCAAACACGAGAAAACAAUGUAUGAGAACACGAGCGCGAAGCGCGAGUGUUUUCAUGCAUUGUUUUCGAGUGUUUGGAUAUCCCGGUGAGACACGAGCUCGAGUUGUUUAUAUGGCUUCUCAAAUGAAUCGAGACGUAACAGAAUGUUUUCGUUUGCUGAUUUGAAUAGAAUUCUUAACCAAGCAUAACGUAAUUAGGAAUUCUAUUCAAGUAAUUUUGCAUGCGUAAUUAAGAUAUUUGAUGAAAACACUAGUGACUUUCAUCAAGUAUCCAAAUGGCAUCUUGUGAUCAAAUAGGUGAUUAUCAUUGGCUGAAUUACUCAUGAAUUAUUAAUGAAUUUGAGAAGUAUAUUGCAAACCAAUUGCCAUUUGUGCUGGGAUUAACUACCUUGACUAUUGCUAUAUUAGUAAAAAAAACUACCUUGACUUUUGGUAAUGUAGUCACAAGAACAACCUUGACUAUUGCAGCCUAUAGUACAGUAGUCCACGUAGAUGAAAUUAUUUUAGUAAUUUUGUUAGUAUUUGCAUUUCUUAGUAUAUAUCUCUUUGGGUGUAUAAAAAUUGUUGUGUUCAUCAUCUAAUGUGUUUUCACAUUCCUUUUGAAACUAUUUGCUAAAACACCCUCUAGGUAUAAAUAUAAGCAUCCAGCAAGUAUACCCGUAUUCUUGGGUUUCAUAUGACAUCAAAAAGUGACGGGCUGUCAACUCUAAAACAAAACACAGUUAUCAGAGUGAGUCGAUUGUUCGUUUUAUGUAUUAUCUUUGCGUUCAGUGGCAAAUACAUGGAAUUUCGUAUCAUUUUCUCACUCCACUACAGCAUAAGCAUCAGUACAUUUGAGGUUGACCCCCGUCAGAUUCACUGCAUAAUGCUGUAGUGAAACCCAAGAAUAGGCAACUGGUCCCUGCCGUUAAGCACCCUCAGGGUAUAAGCACCAUCUGGGUAUAAGCAUCCCCUGGGUAUAAGCAUCCACUAAGUAUAAUCUACAGAAUUUGCUAAAAGUAAGACAAAUGCAAAACUCAGAAAUGUGUGAAAUGACUUUACUUUCUCUUUAUAUUUUCCAUACUAAUUUUGCAGUCAAUAAUGCUACAUUUGCCCUGUAACAUGAACAGUCCCUACAAUAUUGGUUAACCCAUUGAGCCGCAAUGUGUGCCCCAGUGCGCUCUACUUUUUUGACCUGUCCAAUGCCAGACGAUUUUAUUCGUCAAUGCAUGGGGAAGCUUUGCAACUUAAUGAGUAGGGAAAAGUUAUCUUUCAAAAAUGUGUUCAAAUAAUGCUGGAAAUGUCAUUUCGGAAACCCAAAUUUUAAGACAUUGUGGGAAGGGUGUACAUAUGAUGCUGGAACACCAAGCUCCCCUCUCCUAGGAGAGCCAAGUCUCAUGCACGAUAUGCGGUCAACCUCGACAGUUAUGACAAUGUUAUGUGCUGAAGCUAAGGGCUGGACACAGUAAUUGAAAUAUUAUACAAUUGCAAGAGCACAUGCAGUUGCAGAGAGUUUUGUAGGUCAGCCAUACAUACAUUAGGUCACCUACCAACAAUUUUUCAAUGUCGGAGGCAGCAAGACAUUGAUAAUUUUUUGUAGAUUCUUAGCCAAUCACAACGGAGAUUGCAUAUGCAUUGUACAAUAAUAUCUCCAAUUAUUACACUGGCCGCAGCCAGUGUUAUAAUUUGCCCUCGCUGGAAUGCGAGGAAUUUUUUCGGUUUUUUUUUUUUUUUUUUGGUUGUCGCAAGUGUGACUUUCCAUUGCGGCAUCGUGGGCUCAGGAUUGCGCAAUUUAGCCCCUGAGCUAUAAUAAUAUUACUGUAAUAUUAUAGCUCAGUGAAUUUAGCUAUCACAUUUAAUACACAUGCAGACAUGCUCACUAUGAUUUAUAAACCAAUUCCUAUAUUUUGAGAAGAAAGCGACACCGUACGAUUCAGCGUAUAAAGAAAUUGUACUUACGGAUGUCAAGUGUAUUACUGAACACCAGUAUUCUAGCGAUUUAUGGCCUUUGAAAAUCAAGCGAAAUUGUAUUGACAAAUCGCUGGCAGUAUGUAUUAAUGUAUUAUUUAUAACAAAUCACUCGCACUACGUUUGUCUUUGUAUUUGUAAUGUCUAAUGGCGCAAUAAGGAUAAAAAUACCACCGUUCGAUUAAGCAUAAGAAAUUGUACUUACGGAUGUCAAAUGUAUUACUAUUUAAUGUAUUUAUACACUAUUGAAAUUUAAUACAACGAAAUAUAGCAUUCUACGUCGAUAAUUUCAGAACGCUCUUUUUAAAUAUGCGGACGAUUCAAAUAUAAUAGUGCCAGUUUGGAGUGAGGGUCCUGAUACAUCAACAGAUACAGUUGGACAAUUCCUGAGCUGGUUUGAUGAUAAUUUUAUGACUUGUAACCCUGGUAAAUGUAAAGAGCUUAUCAUCCGGAAGAAGGGAUAUAAUGAUCAACUUGACAAUGUUUAUAAUAUACCCCAAUGUAAAGAACUUCCCAUUUUAGGUACUACUUUUCAAGACAAUCUCAAGUUCACCAGUCAUGUGCGAGGUAAAUUGGUCAAAGCAAACAAAUGCUUGUACGUUAUACGAACACUCAGGGCAGAAGGCUAUAGCCAAUGUGAGAUAGAUUAUCUAUUUAAGACCCUAGUAAUAUCUACUAUAACGUUUGGCCUGUCCGUCUACGGUUCUUCUCCAGCCGAACUCAAUACUCUACAACGGUUUUUUGACAGAUGUUUUAAGCGAAAGUAUAUAUCAGAACCUGUAAAUAUUAGAUAUCUUUUAGAAAUACAAGACAGAAAUAUUUUUAAAGCUUCUGUAAAUCAGAAGAGUGCCAUAGUCGACUUGAUACCAAGAAAAAAAUCCACAAGCUACUCUUUGAGGACAGAGUUUAGUCAGUAUCCAAGAGUGAACACGGAACGUUUUAAAUUGUCGUUUGCAAAUAGAUUAAUUUUUAACUAUAACCUAUUCAUAUGAUGUAAACUUUACUAAUGUAUUCUUAAUAUGUACUUGUAACAUAAGAUAUGUAUUUUUAUCUUUUGAUCUAUUAAAAAGACUUUUGAAUUGAAUUGAAUUGAAUCAUAGUUUAAUAAUUAUUUUCGAUCUAUAGUAAUUCACCGUUUCCAGUUUUUUUUAUACCUUUACUAAAGCUACAAUAAAGCUAAAUUUGUAGGAAAUAGCAUUUUUUAGUUAUAAAAUAGUAUAAAAGAAAAUCUAACAGUCAAUCGCUUUCGAUACAAACUUGACCUGCCUUGACCUUGUUUAUAUUACCGUCGUUGGCAACUAAUGAUGAACAGACGCUCAUAAAAACAUUGCUUAUUCGCGUGAGAAUCUUAAGUUUUCUAAUUUUGACAUAAUAGCUAUUUUUCAAACAAUAUAUUGAUCUUAAACUUAUUGAAUCAAUAUUUUAAGUUUCAGAUCAGUUGUACCAAAAGUUAUAAGCGGUCGCGCAUCAUUACCAGGGCACAGGGUCGGUCAUACAGAAGCCCAAUUUAUUGGUUUUUCUUAUGGUUUUCCAAUGAUUUUGGCGUGACCGUUAUUCAUCAUCAAAAUGCUGACGUCAUGGUCCUGGCUGGUGCGCUUUUGGGAGGCAUUUACCCCCCUUAUAAUAUUCAAAAUGAUAGACGUCCAGCGGGAGGGGGGGGGGGGCGUGCCUCUUUGGUGCGCACUGGUUGGGAUGUGGCAGCGUUUACUCUAAUUACAGUCUUUCAAAACAUGGUUUGGAAACACCGCUAAAGUCUUUGUUCUAUCUUUUUGUUUUGCGUUUAUGCAGUUUUGUGCACGGUGCACAGUCAAUUAUGAACACAUUGUAUUUAAGUAUAAUGAACGAAUCAUCCAACAGCGACGUUUCAAUUCAGUCAUUCAACCAUGUUAGUUAAAUAUUAAUAAACCUAAAACAAAGGAUGUACAUGGUUUAAGGUACGGCUCAACGUAAAAUCCCAGCUCAUUAUAACCGCUUUGAAGUUUACUGAGUUUCCAGACCAUGUUUUGGACUAUGCUCUAAUCGACCUUCUGUGUAUCUUUGUUCAGUGCCAGGGGGUAACUGCUUCUGUUUACUGUACUUGCCGAAUGACAAAUCAUGACAAAUAGCACGUACACAGAAAACAAUGGAGAUGGCCAUGAUUUCUGUAUAGUAUUCUGAGUCGUGAGGUUUCAUGGUUUUGAUGGCAUGCAACAUGUAAGCACUACGUACCUAUUUUUUAGAAUAUUGCGAUGGUAUUUUACUGUUUUACCAGCCGCUAAGGCCAGUGUGAACGCCUGAGCAGGCGUCUUGUUACUAUUAAAGUUAGCUUGCGUGUCUUCUAAUUACUAUUAAAGUUAACCAGCAUGGCAGGCUCUCUGUGUUUGGAGGAGGGUUUGACGAGUUAAAGUUUACCAGGCUAGCCACAUGUACGCAUUGCCAUCUUAUGAGUUCAUUGGCGAAGUAAUUUUAAAAAUAAACAUUGUCUAAGCCGAGAAAAUCAAAGCUGAAGUUUAUGUAAAUCAGGACAAAUCUUCCGAUUUACAAACAUUGAUUAAACAUUCAUUUCUUUUGUAUUUUUCUCAUGAAUUGUUAAGUUCAAAAUAUUCAUGGCUGCUGGGUCAUGUGCACAUAUACUAUUGUUUCUGAAAUAAAUUUUGAUUUUUGUUUUUAGUGCUCGUGCAACUGUGAAGACGGCAGCAAAGACACCAUUGCGUCGGAUGGUUCUUGUCCCUGUGAAUGCUCGUGUAAUGGAUAUGAGACAUCAAUUCGUGGACCUUUCGGUUGCAAGUGUGAAGACAAGUGA